Messenger RNA from Glycine soja, 2063 nucleotides. RefSeq lists its product as uncharacterized. The record is from RefSeq and is a predicted model, not a curated record. The transcript has 2 exons. Gene Ontology annotation, molecular function: zinc ion binding. Lineage: Eukaryota; Viridiplantae; Streptophyta; Magnoliopsida; Fabales; Fabaceae. Bases 721 to 1623 code for a protein of 300 amino acids.
ACUCCCCUCCCCUCACAGACUCUUCCGUGUCCCAGAUAACAUUCAAUGAGAAAUUUCUGCAAUUAAUUAAUAGUAAUAAACUUAUCCUUCGUAAGUACUACAGUAUAAUCAUAAUCAUCCGUAUCUAUCUUAUUAAUUAAUGUAAUAGUAGGUGGGUUUCUGUUACAAUUGUCCAAUAAAGACAAAGUAACCCUUUUAUUACACUGACCCAAAUCUUCUAAUGAUUCAAUUACACUCAAAAUCCACUUUUUUUUCCUAUUUCUUUUCUUCACCUAACCCUGUUCCUAUUUUAUUUCCCCACUUAAUUUUUUUUUUUCCCUUCCACUAACCCGUUGAAUUGAAGCAAGCCACGCAGGUUUUACCUGGCGUGGGUUGGACCGAAAGUUGAAACAUAUCCUACUUGAGAUAUAGUUUGUGGAAUUUAAUAUUUUGAGGUAAACCCCAUCACUUUGCGGCUAUUUGGGGGCUUGUUUCUUUGGAGAGUGAGGUCAUCCAUCUCAUAGGUGACACCCCAAGUUUCCAUUUGUUUUAAAUUGAUUAUUUUGUGAGAAUAUCUGCUCAAAUCAAGAAGUGGGUCGUUGCAAGAUAUGUGUUUUCCACCUUUCGUUUGAUCACAUUGUUCGUCCUCUCUAAUUAAAAAAAAGGAGCUUUUUUAGGUGGGGUUUGUACUGUGGCAUUGUUUGAAGUAUCUUUUGAGGUUUGAGCGUGAACGAAUUGUUAAUGGAUCAAAACAGAAGCGAGGGAAGAGGUGAGGUAUUGGGUCCGGUUCAUGAAGGAGUUGUUGUUGUCAUUGAUGCAGUAGAUGGGAGCAGCUUGGGUGGAAGAGUUAGUAUAAGUGGAGAAGCUGGAACUUCAGGAGAGGUUGGCAAGGAUUUGGGAUCUGAUAAGGAGCUAAAGGAGGUGCUUGAGGAAGUUAAGGGUAAGGACAAGCAUGAUCAAGAAAAUAUCAGUGAUAAUAAAUUGCUUGGUGUUGAUCAGGGAACUAGUUAUAAUUCAAACCAUUUGGUUAAUCAGGUAGUGAUUGAAACUGUGGUUGUAAUUGAGUCUGUUCAGACUGAGUAUGUCAAUGGAGAUAAUAGGAAAUUGGAAGCAAAAGUUGAUGAAUCAGGGUUGAGCUUGGUAUCCAUGAAAGCACCAGAAGGGGUGUCUGAAACUGAUAAAGAUUCAUGUGUGAUUGAUAUAAAGAGCGGCAGCUGCAAAAAGGUUUAUGAGAAUUCCGAAGGUGAAAGGGUUUGCAGGAUUUGCCAUCUGACUUCCGUGCAAUCGUUGGAUGAAACAACUGUUGGCACUGCUAGUAGUGCUAAAAGUGCAGAUUUGAUUCAGCUUGGUUGUGCAUGUAAAGAUGAGCUAGGCAUUGCACAUGCUCAUUGUGCUGAGGCGUGGUUCAAGCUUAAGGGAAACAGGUCAUGUGAAAUAUGUGGUGAGACUGCAGAAAAUGUUUUUGGUGUUACUAAUCAUGGAUUUAUGGAAAAGUGGAAUGAAAGAAGAUUCAUGGACGACGAUGGCAACUCAUCCCACAGGUUUGGCGGAUGCUGGCGAGGACAACCAUUUUGUAACUUCUUGAUGGCAUGCCUUGUAAUAGCAUUUGUUCUGCCAUGGUUUUUCCGUGUAAAUAUGUUCUAGCUGGUGAAUCAACCUCUAUUAUUCUUGCCUUCAAUUCUUCAUACUCGCAGAGUAUAGUGAGUGGCUGAUUGGUUUUUGCCAUACAUGCUAUGAUCCAUCACCACAUUUUAGUGGGAUGUUAAUGCUUAACCACAUGUCCAAGUUGACAUUCUGAGGGUGUGUGCCAUGAAGAUAUGAAGCUUCCAUGUAAAGAAAUUACCAGCUCUGGUUGCAUUCUUUGGAGAAUGUGUGUUGUUCAGAGGUGUAUUCAUCCAGAGAGAGAGAGAGAGAGAGAGAGUAUUUUACAUUUGGUGGCAGUAGAUCUUAUUUGUAAGAAUUAAGUAAAGAAUUUGCUGCAAAACAAACACAAAGUAGAGGUUUCUUUCUCUUUUUCACUUAUUUUACUUCCUUUUGUUUAUAGACAAUAUUUUGGAUUUAUUUGGCUCCAUGGCAUCCUAAUA